UGGGCCGUAACCAAAGAUCAUCGUGUUGUUUUGAUAUAGAUGAUCAUAUUGUUUAUAAGUGGCGUAAAAUUCAUGUUGUGGGAAAACGAGUGGUGAUAAGUUUUGGUCUGCCUUAAUCCACAAAUGCUUGAAUUCAGGCGAGUGUUGAAGCUUUCAGAAAACAUGCUGGACCUGAUACACCAUUGUGGGGUAUGACUGGCAACUUGUGCCUUUUGGACUAACCCAGUGGCCGGCCUUCUAGUGGAGAUGAUGCAGUGACAUGCCUAAUUAUGUCUCAAGACAGAAAAAUGGCAAGAGUACCAGCAGGAAGGGAUAGAGAGAAGCAUCGGUCUUCAAGCCCAAAAUUACGAGGCUCAGGAGGUGCUGGGCGCUCAUCUUCAGGAAGAGUAGGGAAGACACAAGUGAAGAAAUCUGCUUCAGACCGGAAACUCGAGUCUCAAAAAUUAAGAUUAGCUGCUAGAGAAAUAAGAUCCGACCGACGACACACAGUUAAGAAGAAGAAUACGUCGAAAGUACAAAAGCAGGUUCCGAAAGCUGACAGUACGCCAACAGUUGCAGAAGGAAAGGUGACUGAAGAUGAAGCGCUGUACAAACAGAAUAUGUUGAUAACACCAGAUUCCGAGCGAAAAUGUUCAGCACGUGAAAUCGAAAAAAUCAGAGAAGCACUCGUAGACGCUCUCAAACCUCUCGAGGACGGGUGUUUUCCACAGUUUUACAAUUCUAACAAUUCCCAGGGUGUUCUCGUCCUUACGUGUGCCAACGAGCAGACAAAGCAGUGGCUGGAGAGAACUGUGCCCCUGCUGAAGCCGUGGGACGGUGCGAAGCUCUGUGUAAAGCCUAAGGGGGAAGUCGCACGAGGGACUAAGGUACUAUUUAAGACACCAAAGUUGUUUGCCAAGACAGACCCCAAAAAGAUCUUGUUGAUGCUCAGCACUCAAAACAAGACUCUAGAGACCAGGACGUGGAGGAACGUUAGUGCGAAAUCCGAUUCGUCGGGCCAGACUCUGGUCUAUUUAGUCGACAAUCGGAGUCUCGAAGCCAUCCGAGCCUUGAAGAAUAAAGCGUAUCUCGGAUUGGGCAAUGUUGAGUUAGUUAUCUUAGAUGAGGAGGACAGCAAGCAGGACUCUGUAGAUGCAGACGUGAAAAAUGAGGCGGAAGAUGGCAAGGACACGGCUCCCGCAGAAAAAGCUCAAGUGUCGUGAUGUUCGUAUUUGAGAAGCAGCCACAAACGUGAUGUGAAUUCAGUGUCCUCGUACAGUGUACCGAGGAGGACAGUGCGUGUGCUCAAGCUGCUUCUAGUUGCGGUGCAACCUUGUUUAUUUGUACUGUGUGAGGUCAGAAGUUUGCCUACAAACCAGGAGAAUUUGGUAAUACAAAUAAUGCUGUUGUGGUCUUCAGGCCAGAAACUCGCUCGGUGCCUCAGACUUCAAAUUGUCUGCCGGUUUUUGGAGUUACAAGGUUUCCACAGUUAUUUUUUUGGAAGUGAUGGAGAUAAGAGGCAUGUAACAAGUGCACGGUUAAGAACUGAAAUGAAUGAAUGUUUAAUUUGUUUUAAAAAAUACUUACUUAAACUUUGCAUUAUAUGUGUAUUAUGAAACAUCUGUAAGGAUACAUUGUUACAGAUAUUGAUCAAAAUAUUAGAAUCUGGAUGUUAAUAAAUUAAAGUGUUUAAAAAACAUAGAACCAAUGUUGUUAGCUUUAAUAAAACUUUUAUUACUAUAAA
Schistocerca gregaria is the source of this 1723-nucleotide messenger RNA. RefSeq lists its product as uncharacterized. The record is from RefSeq and is a predicted model, not a curated record. The transcript has 5 exons. NCBI's taxonomy places the organism in Eukaryota, Metazoa, Arthropoda, Insecta, Orthoptera, Acrididae. Bases 270 to 1202 code for a protein of 310 amino acids.